AUGGAGCUCUCCUUCCUUGCGGCUGGCACGAUUGUGCUGUACUUGAUCGGGAAGGCCAUUUAUAACAUUUUUCUUCAUCCGCUCCGUAACUAUCCGGGACCAUGGUACCGGUCCGCAAGCCGAUUGCCCUACACAGUCUCAAUCUUUCGAGGCGAUAGUACUCGCAGGGUGGAAGAGCUGCACAAUAAGUACGGCCACAUAGUGCGCAUCACGCCGGAUACCUUGUCCUACACAUGUAGCCAGGCGUGGACAGACGCCUAUGGCUUCACGCAGUCUGCCAAACGCGGCGGCCUCGCCAAAGACCCUAAGUUCUAUAUCAAAACGCCGGGCGUGGAUACCAUCGUGAAUGACAGAAAUCAUCGACGACUCCGGCGACUUCAAGCUCCUGCUUUCUCUGACAAGGCACUACUAUUGCAGGAGAGAUAUCUACAGCAUUACGUCGAGAAAUUCGUUUCAUGCCUGCACCAGCAGAUCAAGGCGCAAAAUGGCGCCGUUGACAUGGUAAAGUGGGUUAACUUCCUCACCACAGAUAUAAUCGGCGACUUGGCUUUCGGGGAGUCGUUUGGCGGCCUUGAUUCGGGAGAGCUACAUCCCUGGCUGGACGUAAUGUUUACAACACUCAAGACGUUUACUUUCAUGCGGGAAAUUCUUCGCUUGCCCUCGUGGAUGAUUAAGGCUGCUAUGUGGUGUAUACCCAAAGAACUGAUGGAGCACCAGCAAUCUGCUGUCGCUUUUGGCGCUGAGGCAGCCAAACGCAGGAUGGCAAUCGAGACUGACAGGUCAGAUCUUAUGUCGUACAUACUCAAGCACGAUGGGAAAGAUGAGAAAGGGUUGUCGCCAGCCGAAAUCGAGAUGGCAGCCAUCACAUUCAUCAUUGCAGGGAGUGAAACAACCGCGACCAUGAUCUCGGGCACCAUGUACCUCUUGCUCUGCAAUUUGCCUAUACUCUCAGAACUGACAUCGAGGAUACGCUCCGAUUUCACUUCAGAGUCCGAUUUCACGGGUGUUAAAUUGCAGCAGCAUGAAUACCUCAACGCCGUACUGAAAGAGGGCCUACGCUUGUAUCCUCCCGCUCCAGACACCCUGUUUCGCACCACGGGCAAUGAUAGCGCCAUUAUCGCUGGCCGGGUGGUCCCGCCGCAUACGAGCUUGACAGUCAACCUCUGGGCCGCUCACCGCUCUCCUGCUAACUUCCACCGGCCCCUUGAGUUCUGUCCCGAGAGGUGGUUAAAGGAGGCUCCAGUGGAAUUUGGGGACGAUGAUAAAGGGGUCUUCAAACCCUUCAGCAUCGGACCUCGAGACUGUCUCGGCAAGAACCUUGCUUGGGCCGAGAUGCGCAUAAUUUUAGCUUCGCUGGUCUGGAAUUUUGAUUUCCUGAACGUCGAGCCAGACAGCAUGGACUGGAUCGACAAACAGAAGAUCUUCAGCCUCUGGGAGAAGGUUCCUCUCGUGGUGAAAGUGGCAUCAGUUGGCGGCGGGGAUAUAAAAUAG
Neoarthrinium moseri is the source of this 1491-nucleotide messenger RNA. RefSeq lists its product as uncharacterized. The coding region runs from base 1 to 1491 and encodes 496 amino acids. The transcript is spliced from 7 exons. Gene Ontology annotation, molecular function: iron ion binding; heme binding; oxidoreductase activity, acting on paired donors, with incorporation or reduction of molecular oxygen. The record is from RefSeq and is a predicted model, not a curated record. Lineage: Eukaryota; Fungi; Ascomycota; Sordariomycetes; Amphisphaeriales; Apiosporaceae.